Molecule: messenger RNA, 2302 nt
Organism: Hermetia illucens (black soldier fly)
Lineage: Eukaryota; Metazoa; Arthropoda; Insecta; Diptera; Stratiomyidae
Gene: Mys45A
Product: protein SDA1 homolog
Exons: 4
Coding region: 92-2236 (714 amino acids)
Biological process (GO): ribosomal large subunit biogenesis; ribosomal large subunit export from nucleus
Cellular component (GO): nucleolus
Source: RefSeq, a predicted model, not a curated record
UGACAGCACGUGGCUGUCAGCAGUGUUUUUGGUUGUUACGAGUCAAAAACAUUAAUUAUCCACAGAAGCCAGGACCGUAAAUCACAUCAAAAUGGUCCGGCACAACAAUCAACUUCCUGAUAACUUGCCUCAGUUGCAGAAUUUAAUAAAACGCGAUCCUGAUUCGUACAAAGAUGAAUUCCUUCAACAGUACCAACAUUUCCUCAGCACAUUGGAGAUCUUCAAAUUCACCCCAGAUGAAGAAAAUAAAAGUUUAGACGAACUGGUUACGUUCAUUGCGCAAGUGGCGCAAUGCUAUCCCGACGAGUGCAUUCAGUUCCCGCAGCUCCUCGUCGAUUUGCUGAAAAAUCACGCAACAACUCUGAUCCCUGCAAUGCGGAAUUCAUUCUGCAAAGCUUUAAUAUUGCUUAGGAAUAAGAAUUUAAUUCCUGCACUCGAUCUGCUGGAGUUAUUCUUUCAAUUGCUGCGAUGUCCUGAUAAGAAUCUGCGAACUUUCCUGCAAAAUCACAUCGUGACCGACAUCAAGAACAUGAACGCCAAACAUAAGGAUAUGCGGCUUAACUCGACCCUUCAGAAUUUCAUGUAUUCCAUGUUGAAGGAUUCAAACCCAAAAGCAGCAAAAAUGUCCGUUGACAUCAUGAUUGAACUCUACAAAAAGAAUAUCUGGAACGAUGCUAAGACUGUGAACGUGAUAGCCACUGUUGGCUGCUUCUCUAACGUCACAAAGGUAAUGGUCGCUUCUCUAAAGUUCUUCCUUGGCCAUGAUCAAGAAGAUGCAAAUUCUUCUGAUGAAGAAAAUGACAACGAGCCCGAUCUUAAAAGCGCAAUGAUGGUCAACAAAGUAAACAAAAAGACAAAGAAGAGGCAGAAGCAACUUGAAAGCAUAAAAAGGCAAGUUGUGAAAGCCUCGAAGAAGAAGUCGAAAGCGCCUGCGUUCAACUUUUCGGGUAUUCAUCUUAUACACAAUCCACAAGGCAUGGCAGAAGGAUUGUUCAAGCAACUGCAAGGAAGCAAUGAACGUUUUGAAGUGAAACUCAUGCAUUUAGAUGUCAUCUCCCGAUUGAUUGGCAUUCAUGAGCUAUUCCUUUUUGGCUACUAUCCAUAUAUAACACGUUUCAUCCAGCCCCAUCAGAGACAAGUUACGCGGAUACUUCAGUUCGCAGCUCAAGCGUCUCAUGAACUUGUUCCAGGUGAUAUCAUAGAACCCGUCUUGAAGACAAUAGCCAACAGCUUCAUAACCGAGCGUAAUGCCAGUGAUGUCAUGGCAAUUGGGUUGAACGCCGUUCGUGAGAUUUGUAUGCGAUGUCCUUUAGCGAUGGGUGAAGAUCUCUUGAGGGAUCUGGCCAUGUACAAAGGGUACAAAGAGAAAUCUGUAAUGAUGGCUGCGAGGUCGUUGAUUACUUUAUACAGAGAACAGUUGCCUGCUUUGUUGCACAAGAAAGAUAGAGGCCGGCCAACAGAAGCACAAGCGGAACUUAGACGUAAAAACUAUGGAGAAAUUAUCGCACAUGAUACUAUACCUGGGGCAGAAGCGCUACUGGAUAAGGCGGCAGAAAUUGACGCGGGGAGUGAUGAUGAUGGCGAUGAUAGCGACAACGAUGGCAGUUGGGUGGAUGUUUCACAGAGUGAGGAUGAAGGCGGAAAUGAGGAUGAUGAUGAUGAGGAUGAAGAUGAUGAGGAUGAUGAUGAUGAGGAUGAAGAUGAUGAGGAAGAAGAGGAUGCUUCAAGCGAUGAAGAUGGUGCUGAAGAAGACUCCAAAUCAACCAAAACAAACCAAUCAACUACAAAAACGAACGGAGAUGUCAACAUUAAAAUCCUUGACAAGAAACAAGCAGCACAAGAGCUCGCCCUUACUCGUAUUUUCACCGAUGAAGACUUCAAGCGCAUUGAUAUGGCGAAUGUUAAGAAAACAGUCACGAAUGCUCGUAAACGACCAUUAGAGUCUGAAAAGACAGAAUUCGUAAAGCUCGACAAUAUCGAAAUGAUUUUCAAGAAACGUAAACACGACAAAGCAGCUCGUUUAGAAACCGUUCAAGCUGGACGAAUGGAUCGCGAGAAAUUCGGCUACAAAGAUGGUCGGAAGAAUGAGAAUUGUUCGAAGACGAAUCGUGAAAAGAGGAAACGAAAGAACUUCGUGAUGAUGCGACAUAAGGCACGAUCGAAGGUUAAGAAAAGUUUUAAAGAGAAACAGUUAGCAUUAAGGAAACAUUUGUUGAAACAGAAAAAGAUGAAGUGAGACGGGAAGUUGAAUUGUAUUUCUGUAUAGUUAAUUUGAUAAUAAAUGUUUUACAUUUUAACAUUA